UAAUUGUAAUACUUUAUAAAAAUGAGUGUUAAUCCGAAGAUCAUUGAAAUGAAGGAAUACCCUAGAGAUUUUGCAUACCAUCAUCACAGGAUCAACUCUGAAUCUUUUGAAGAAGAUGUAGAGGGAGAAGAUAGAUCAUAUGACUGAGAUGAAGCUAAAGAACCUCUCCUAGAUUUGGAGGGUGAUAAAGAAGAGAAGAAGGAGCAAGGAUGCUAUAAAAAGCUCCUCAAAUGCCUCGGAUUCGGACGUCCAAAACCCGAUAGACAUCUUCACUUAAAUGGAGUCACAGAGCCAGCGACAUUUGUGAACAACAAGAUUCGGAACCAAAAAUACCACAUUCUCACAUUUGUGCCAAUUGUGCUGAUUAACCAAUUUAAGUUCUUUUUCAACUUGUUCUUCUUGAUUAUUGCUGUUUCCCAAUUUGUGUCGUUCCUCAGAGUUGGGUUCUUGUUCACUUACGUUGCACCACUGGUCUUCGUGCUUCUCAUUACAAUGAUGAAGGAAGCCUGGGACGACAUUCAGAGAUACAGAAGAGAUAAGGAAAUCAAUGAGAAACAGUACGAGAAGUUGCAAGAAAAUGGAGAGUUUGGAUUCACUCGUAGCGAAAGAAUCAAGGUCGGUGAUAUGAUUAAAGUUAACCAGAACGAAAGAAUCCCAGCAGAUAUGGUUCUUUUGUAUACCACUGAGCAUGAGAAUUCAAAUAUUUUUAUUAGAACAGAUCAGCUAGAUGGAGAGACUGACUGGAAAUUAAGGAAAUCUAUCGGUUUUACCCAAGAAUUUCAUCAACAAGAGGGUAAUCUUAUGGAUAUGAGCGAGUCAAAGAUCAUCGCAGAACCUCCUAGUGCUCUCAUUUACAAUUUUAAAGGAAAGUUCUGUAAGGAUACAGACAAUGACACUGAGUUUGAUGAGAGACUAACCCUAGAAAACACUCUAUGGUCUAAUACAGUCCUUGCUUCAAGUGGGCAUAUUAUUGGAUUGGUGAUUUACACCGGAAAAGAGACAAGAGCUCAGAUGAAUUCCAAAAAUCCUAACUCAAAGAUUGGUUUGCUAGACUUAGAGCUGAACUUCUUGUCGAAGCUUCUAUUCGUGUUGAUGGUUUUAUUAGCAUUUACCAUAGUGAUAUCUAAUGGCUUCCAGUCAAACUGGUAUAUAUACUUGUUUAGAUUUGUCCUGCUACUCUCAAGUAUUAUCCCAAUCAGUCUGAGAGUGAAUCUGGAUAUGGCAAAAAUAUACUACUCUUGGGGCAUCUCUCGUGAUGAUGCGAUUGAAGGAACAAUUCCUAGGAACAGUACUAUCCCAGAAGAGCUAGGAAGGAUCCAGUAUCUCCUUAGUGAUAAGACAGGCACUUUGACCAAAAAUGAGAUGGACUUCAAGAAAUUGGCUACAGAGUUCUCUACAUUCACUGUUGAUGACAUUGGCGAUAUCAGAAACAUUAUUGAGAAGAACUGUAGAGAGGAAGAUUCUCCUGCAAAUGAUCUCUACCGGACUCUCUAUUCCUAUGAAAACGAGUCAAAUGUUCGUGACAGCAUGGCACCAGGAACUUCUAACUCCAUCAAAAGGAAGAAGAGAAGGGACUUGAACUACUCGAUCAGAGACUUAGUAACAGCUCUAGCAGUUUGCCAUAAUGUCACACCUGUACUUAACAACGAAGGGGAGCGUGAGCUGCAGGCUUCCUCACCUGACGAGGUUGCACUUGUAAAGUUUGUCGAAAUCUUAGGCUACUCUCUUGAGAAGAGGGAUCAAAGAGAAAUCGUCAUUAAGAACAAGAUAGACACUAUAGAGGAAUUUGAGAUCUUGGAAUGCUUCCCAUUCUCCAGUGAUACUAAGAGAAUGGGCAUCAUCGUCAGGUACAAGAAGAACGGUCUCAUCUUGUUCUUCUGUAAAGGAGCAGAGGUAGUCAUGAAGGACAGAGUCAAGCCUCAGCAGAGAUCAGAUCUUUUGGAAAAAUGAGAGAUUCUUGCAAUGGAAGGACUCAGAACUCUUGUUAUAGCCCAGAAAGUUAUGUCUCCUAAUGAGUAUGAAGUCUGGAACAAUGAGUAUAAAAAGGCACUCAAUGAUUAUGAUAGAGGAGAAAUCUUAGCUGAAAAGGUCAGAAACCAACUGGAAUCCAACCUUGAGUGCCUCGGAGUCACAGGUGUUGAGGACAAGCUCCAAGAUGAUGUCGAGAAGACCAUAGGAAGUUUGAGAGGAGCAGGUAUCCAAAUUUGGAUGCUGACUGGUGAUAAAGUAGAAACAGCAACAUGUAUUAGUAUCUCAACUGGGCUCAAGAGUCGUUCGCAACCUCAUUUCUUUAUGAAAGAGAUCGAUAAUCUUAACGAGGUUGAGUACAGACUGAAAGAACUAGAAAGGAAUGUAGAAAACUCAUGCUUUAUGAUCGAUGGAAGCACUCUUGAUGUCUGUAUGAGCAACAAGAAAACUGAGGAGACUUUCUUCGAUAUUGCCUGUAGAGCCCCAGUUGUAUGUGUCUGUAGAUGCUCUCCAACCCAGAAAGCCUUAAUCACUCAGAAAGUCAGGAAAUAUACAGGCAAAAGAGUAGCCUGUGUGGGAGAUGGAGGCAAUGAUGUUGGCAUGAUCCUUGAAUCUAAUGUUGGUAUCGGAAUUGUUGGUAAAGAAGGAAAACAAGCUUCCUUAGCAGGAGAUUUCUCAAUAAACCAGUUUUCUUUCUUAAAGAGACUCAUCUUAUGGCAUGGAAGACUCUCAUACAAAAGGUCUGCUCUCUUAUCGCAGUUUGUCAUACAUAGAGGUUUGAUCAUUUCUGUCAUGCAAGCAGUAUUCUCUCUAGUCUUUUACUAUGUAUCCAUUCCGAUAUACAAUGGAUACUUGAUGCUUGGAUAUGCGACUGUGUACACAUCAAUGCCUGUAUUCUCAAUAGUGCUUGAUAAGGAUACUGGAGUGCAGCAAGCUCUCGACUAUCCACCGCUAUACAAGACUUUGCAGAAGGGAAGAUCUCUGUCGUUAAAGACUUUCCUGAUCUGGGUCUGGAAGAGUAUUUUCCAAGGAGGUUUUAUUAUGUUUUGAUGCAUUGCCCUUUUCAACGACUCGUUUGCGAACCUGGUGACCAUCACUUUUAGUGCUUUAAUCAUUGUGGAGCUACUCAAUGUGUACUCAGUAGUGAAUAGGUUCAACUGGAAGAUGGCUGUAGCAAGUCUAUUAACCUUGGCUAUAUACAUAGUGACUAUCUAUACCUUCAGGGAGUACUUUAACACAAGUUAUAUUGAUGGCACAUUCUUAUGGAAGAUCUUUGCCCUGACCGUUGCUAGUUGGCUACCUCUCCAUUCGUUUAAGGUCAUUUAUGAAUGCAUUGAUCCCCCUGAACAGAAGAAAAUAUUGUCUGGAAGAGCAGAUCAAUAAUUGUUACUAGAACUUUGAAUGGU
Messenger RNA from Moneuplotes crassus, 3374 nucleotides. The record is from the annotation of a GenBank genome assembly. NCBI's taxonomy places the organism in Eukaryota, Ciliophora, Spirotrichea, Euplotida, Euplotidae.